UGUUGUUUCUUGUCGUUUUCGUUUAUGUAAACGUAGUAAUGACCGAAAAGAAAAUGACAGAAGGCUAGCAAAUCUUUGAGAGUUAAUAAAAUUCAAAUUAUAAAAUAAAAUUACAGAAAUAAAAUAUUUUAGCGGGUAAGGUUUGGGUUAAAUAAAUUUGUUAAAAAUAUCGACAACAUGUUUAGUUUCUUGGGGGACAGAUGCCUUUAAAGAUGACCGGUCUGAGAUGUUGGUGCAAGAGAAUAAAUUAAUUCGUUUUUAUAAGUAAUUUCGUUUGUGGGAAAGAAUUCGCUCAAAUUUUUCUAUUUUUAUAAGUCGGGAUUUUGAGGUUAAUUUUCUAAUAGUUCGCCGUUACACAUUGUUUAUAGUUAUGUUAAUAAAUAGUGUAAUUUAAGAAAAUUAAAAUGGACAACUACUUUGAAAGCACCCUCGAGAAUGUUUUACGUUGGGAGUUUCUCGACCACGUAGAUAUUUCAUCAGGUGAAGACAACAACCAUGGAAUCCAAAAAACAGUAUGUUCUCUUCAACGGGAAUACAUAUCCCUUUAUGGCAGCCACCCCAAAAUGGAAGACCGAAUUUUCAGCACUUGUGGAGUCUGCGAGCAAGUUUUCAAUCCGCAAGUCGUCGCCAACCAUAAGGAACACUGUCCUGGCAAAAACAAAAUCCAGUCUCAACAGCUGAAAAAGAAAGUCAAAAGCAAAAAGAAACUUCAAGCAUCAUCAGUGCCUCUCCCACCCCUCUUCAAAAAGGAAACACUUGGACCUCCGGUGCUUUCAAAAUUUUCCGACAUCUCCCCUCCUCAGGUGUCACGACUCGCUCCCGAUGUUCUUCCACUUCCGGAACCCAUAGUUACACCAAAAAUAAACGAAAUAGAACCUUCCCCAAGCGCUUCACCCCCAACGCCACCGCCUCCUCCUCUGCCCCCAUCGCUCCUACACGAAGGUCCCCCAGAAGAAUCCGCCAACAUCCGCUAUAAAAAGUCCAAGAAGAGUACUAAAACCCUUAGGGAAUAUGACCCUGAUAUUCAUUGCGGCGUCGUGGACGGCCUCAAGGGACCCUGCACGAGAUCUAUCACUUGUUCUAAUCAUAAAAUUCAGUUAAGAAAAUCUGUGCCUGGUCGUAGUAAGAACAUCCAUGUGCUUAUUGCUGAAAAGAAAGCAGCGAAGGAGAAAGAUACACGACGUCGUUCUCCCACUCAUCUUCUACAAAUAGAGCCCAAACCGUCAACCGAAUUUAUGUUUCCUAUUAUUGAAACAGAACCAAUUAAUUGUGAUGGAAGUGAUACCGGUGAUGAGGUAGCCAAAUUUGUUGGAACUCCGCAACUCUCAUCAAGCAUCACUAUAACAGAUUUACCUCAGAAUGAGUUGCAUGAUGAAGUUGAGAGUGACGAUCCCUCUAAUCAGUCGGAAAGUGGAUAUUGCUCUAUUGAAACUACAUUGUCUACUAAAAGUUCACCUCUAUUGUAUCUUAAUCCAAUCAGUCCAAUAAUUGUUGUAACACCCGUUCAAUUUAUUCAGAAGGAAAACAGUGUCUAUGUGGAAGCGCCUCAGCCGGCAAACAGCCCCCCGCCCAAUGGCUACUUCCUCGCGAUGCCGGAAUCGUCCUCAAAUAUCAAACUUUAUAAAUCCCAUCCAAAACCAACAAUUCUACCCACUUAUGGUGCUAGAAAGGUCGGUGGGGCGAUCCUCAGCUCGAAUCAAAGACUGGAGUAUCAACGUAAUGACAUACAAAUGGCUAUCAGCACAAAAAGAAAAAGGGCAUCCACGGUAAAAAUGAGUGCUAGUGAUAGUAAACAAAUUAAAUUAGCUGCUGAUGUUAACGGUUUUAUUUUACAUACCGAAAUGAGUGAAGUUGCUGAUGCACCACAACCCAACCAUUGUAUUCAAGAAAAUAUCAACUUAUUGAAUAUGAAGUGAUUUAUUUGUGUUUUUCAAACCAUUAUUUAGUCAGGUAUGGUUUAUCCUAAAGUGUUCUAAACUUAAGUCUGACUUAGCAGACUGUUUAAGACUGUUUUCUUGUAAUACUCUGACAUACGCUUAUGGCAAUGCUAUAUUGGGCAGUUUCACUCACUAAUUUCCAAUAUGAGUAAAAUGCCACCCUAUUAUUCCUUUUUGUAUUGGGAUGUACGUGUGUUAUAUAGUAUACAGGUCAGUCAUUUAUGUAUACUGAAAGUGUGAUUAGUUUUUUAGUCGUAAAUUUUGUAUUUAUGUGUUCAUUUGCCUUUUUUCCUAUAUCCAAGUCAUUUAUUUUUUUUUUUAAUAAUUACUUCAGUUGUGGUUUGGUGCUCAGCAAAUUGAUCUCGUAAAAACAAAAAGUUGUGAUUAAAAUCACUGUGGUUUAGUUGUGCUUCAAAUAAUUUUAAUCUAGUGAUAUUUGUAAAUAUGUACAUAUUUUCUUUUAUUUAUUGCUUUACUAAUUUAUUAGUUACGUACACAUACUUUUUUUGUUAUUUUUAUACAAGAUUUAAGUACAUUACAAGUCCCUUAUUUGACCAAUUUAUAAAACAUCUUACACAAGAUAUACGUAAACUAUGUAUAUACAUUUAUCAUAAUAUACUUACUUGUCAUUGUGAUGUGAAACUAACUAUUGUUUAAUUACCAAAUUUGGACAAAAAUACAAUAAUUUAUCGUCUUUGGUUUCUGACCUGGUUAGGUGAUCUUUUCAGUGGUGUACUUGUAAUAAUGUCAUUUGUUCUUAUGGAUUUAGUAAAUGUUUUGGUGUCGUAGGAUAAUAGAAGACACGAAAUUUACAAGCAACAAUUGAUUUGUAAUUGGAAUGUUAAGAUUUUUCUGUCUUGUUAGUCUUUACCAUUUUGUUAGGAUUCUUUUUAUGUUUUUUAUUUUAUAGUUUUGUAUGUACCUCAUUUUGUUUGUUUUUCAUUUGUGUUGUGACGCGGUAAUUUUUUUACCUAACUUUUUGGGAUUCUAUUGUGACCUUUUUUACGUUCAUUUUAGUAGUGAAUGAAGCAACAUAACUGACCUGUAUAUGUCGUUGCGACUUUGUCAAAUAGUCUAAUAUAGAUAGCAGUGUACCUAAU
Messenger RNA from Tribolium madens (black flour beetle), 3037 nucleotides. RefSeq lists its product as uncharacterized. Lineage: Eukaryota; Metazoa; Arthropoda; Insecta; Coleoptera; Tenebrionidae. The record is from RefSeq and is a predicted model, not a curated record. The coding region runs from base 405 to 1916 and encodes 503 amino acids. The transcript is spliced from 6 exons.